This is a messenger RNA of Phyllostomus hastatus (greater spear-nosed bat), 2855 nucleotides long. RefSeq names its product WD repeat domain 1 (gene WDR1). The record is from RefSeq and is a predicted model, not a curated record. Gene Ontology annotation, biological process: positive regulation of actin filament depolymerization; actin filament depolymerization; sarcomere organization. The coding region runs from base 194 to 2014 and encodes 606 amino acids. Lineage: Eukaryota; Metazoa; Chordata; Mammalia; Chiroptera; Phyllostomidae. Gene Ontology annotation, cellular component: cortical actin cytoskeleton. The transcript has 15 exons. Gene Ontology annotation, molecular function: actin filament binding.
CCGCAGCGGCUGCGCGCAGGGCAGGGCGCGAGCAGACCUCGGAGCCCCGGCCUCGGACCGCCCCCUCUGCGUCCGGCACGCCCGGCGCCGCCUUCGGUCCAUUUCCCCGGCUCGGCCUCGGCCAGGUCUGAUUCGCAGCGCGGGCAGCCCCUGAGGAUCGCGGCGAGCGCGGGGCGGUAACAAGUGGGCGAGGAUGCCGUACGAGAUCAAGAAGGUGUUCGCCAGCCUCCCGCAAGUGGAGAGGGGCGUCUCCAAAAUCAUCGGCGGCGACCCUAAAGGCAAUAAUUUUCUCUACACCAAUGGAAAGUGCGUUAUUCUACGAAACAUCGAUAACCCAGCCGUCGCCGACAUCUACACGGAGCACGCCCAUCAAGUGGUGGUGGCCAAGUACGCGCCCAGCGGGUUCUACGUCGCCUCCGGAGACGUGUCCGGGAAGCUGCGGAUCUGGGAUACCACACAGAAGGAGCACCUCUUGAAGUACGAGUACCAGCCUUUCGCUGGGAAGAUCAAGGACAUUGCUUGGACGGAAGACAGUAAGAGGAUCGCAGUGGUCGGGGAAGGAAGGGAGAAGUUCGGAGCCGUCUUCCUGUGGGACAGCGGCUCCUCCGUGGGCGAGAUCACGGGGCACAACAAAGUCAUCAACAGCGUGGACAUCAAGCAGAGCAGGCCCUACCGGCUGGCGACAGGCAGCGACGAUAACUGCGCGGCGUUCUUUGAGGGGCCACCGUUCAAGUUCAAGUUUACAAUCGGCGACCACAGCCGCUUCGUCAACUGUGUGCGGUUCUCUCCCGAUGGGAACAGGUUUGCCACGGCCAGCGCGGACGGCCAGAUCUACGUCUACGACGGGAAGACGGGGGAGCAGGUGUGCGCCCUGGGCGGCGGCAAGGCGCACGACGGAGGCAUUUACGCUAUCAGCUGGAGCCCGGAUAGCACCCACUUGCUCUCUGCUUCCGGAGACAAGACCUCGAAGAUCUGGGACGUCAGCACGAACUCGGUCGUCACCACGUUUACCAUGGGCUCCAACGUUCUGGACCAGCAGCUGGGCUGCUUGUGGCAGAAGGACCACCUCCUCAGCGUCUCCCUGUCCGGGUACAUCAACUACCUGGACAGGAACAACCCCAGCAAGCCCUUGCGGGUCAUCAAGGGUCACAGCAAGUCCAUCCAGUGCCUGACGGUGCACAGAAACGGUGGCAAGUCCUACAUCUACUCCGGGAGCCACGACGGACACAUUAAUUACUGGGACUCCGAGACCGGGGAGAACGACUCCUUCACCGGGAAGGGCCACACGAACCAGGUGUCCAGGAUGACUGUGGACGAGUCCGGGCAGCUGGUGAGCUGCAGCAUGGACGACACGGUGCGCUACACCGACCUGGCGCUGCGGGACUACAGCGGACAGGGCGUCGUGAAGCUGGACGUGCAGCCGAAGUGCGUGGCGGUCGGCCCCGGAGGAUACGCGGUGGUUGUGUGCAUCGGGCAGAUCGUCCUGCUGAAGAACCAGAAGAAGUGCUCCAGCAUCGACAGCCUCAGCUACGAGCCCGAAGUGGUGGCAGUGCACCCCGGCGGGGACAUGGUGGCUGUCGGGGGCGCGGACGGGAACGUCCGCCUGUACUCCAUCCUGGGCACCACGCUGAAGGACGAGGGCAAGCUCCUGGAGGCCAAGGGCCCCGUGACCGACCUGGCGUACUCCCACGAUGGCGCCUUCCUCGCCGUGUGUGACGCCAGCAAGGUGGUCACGGUCUUCGGCGUGGCUGACGGCUACUCGGAGACCAACGUGUUUUACGGGCACCACGCCAAGAUCGUCUGCCUGGCCUGGUCCCCGGACAACGAGCACUUCGCCUCCGGCGGCAUGGACAUGAUGGUGUACGUCUGGACCCUGAGCGACCCCGAGACCAGGGUCAAGAUCCAAGAUGCACACCGGCUGCACCACGUCAGCAGCCUGGCCUGGCUGGACGAGCACACGCUGGUCACCACCUCGCACGACGCCUCUGUCAAAGAGUGGACAAUCUCCUACUGAGGACCCGCCUCCGGACGGACCGAAUCAGGGACUAGAGUUUCACCGCAGCAGAACACAGCGAUCCUCUAAAUACUUCUGUAACGCCCCCGCGCCCCCGCCCCGCUCUCGAGGGAGGGGCCCUGACUCCCGGCGACCCUCGUCUCUGCAGGGCAUCCGUGUCUAUCCGUGUCCUUCUGAAAGCUUUAGACAGUGACAGUUUGCACAUGAAAAAUAAAGUGAGCACUUAAACAGUGUGUGGAGCAUAACUCAAACCCACCCCCAGCGCAGCCCGAGUGCGGAACAUUCCAGAGGCAGAGCCUCAAAAGCACACAGACCGCUCCCGUGGCUCCUGCCGUCUGCCAAGGGAGGCUGUGUCCCAGGCCCACCUGCCGGCGGCGGCCACGGCGCAGGGAUGGGAGGGCGCACCGCAGCUCCGUGAGGCCCGGCUCCGUGCGGCCCGAAUCACGUGGUCCCGGAGUGCGGGCCACGCCCUGCGGUCACCUCCAGGGAGCCUCAGAGCGGCCGGGCACACACAUGACCUUGUAUUUCACUGUCCGUUUUUGUGCUUGAUUUUAAGAAUGGAACCGUGAAGGUUUUUUUUUUCUUUUUAAUGUGUCUUAACUGUUGCUCAUCCUUGUUUACAAGCCUAGUGGGUUGUGGGUGCUGUCUCCAGGGCGUUUGACCCCUGUUAGCCAGACCGAGGUGUCCUGUCCCCAUUUUACCGUCACCCUUUGGUGUUUUUCUGUCUUACCCCUCCUGUCCCCAAGAUCAAAGUUAAUUUAAAGGUAAAGAAGCCACUGUAAUCUGUUACCAUUUUCACCUCUUCUUUUCCAGUACAGAAAUUAAAAGUAAGUAUAAAGCA